AUGGCGAGGGUUGCACUGAAAAAAGAAGAGGUCGAUGCCAAACGACGAGAGUUCCUGGGUUUUCGGGAAGGUUUCGUUGAGGAACUUGUGACGUUACCAAAAAUUGCAACAGAUCUCCCGGAGGCAGGUGAGCUGACGGAGGAGCGACGUCGUGGAGCAGCUGCCUUGGGAUUUGGCCUGGAAAUGCUUCAGUCGUCGUUUCUUGUGGAAGACGAUAUUAUGGACAAGUCGGAAACGCGGAGGAAUAAGCCGUGUUGGUAUCGCGUCGACGGUGUCGGCAUGAUGGCUGUGAACGACGCUUCCAUGCUUGAGUGUAUCAUCUACGACCUGUUGAAAAACCAUUGUUACGCGAGCCGGAAUUUUUUAAAGAUUUGGGAACUUUUUCAGGAAACAAGGUUGAAGACAAUUGCGGGGCAGUGCUUAGAUGGAAUCUCUGAGCUGGAACGGGGAUCUCGCAUUUUGGAUCAGUGCACGAUGGAUCGCUACCGAAAAAUCAUAGUUUAUAAAACGGCGUAUUAUAGUUUUCAUUGUCCCAUGAUCAGCGGGAUGCUGUUGGCAGGAGAAGACGAUUCUGAGCUUAUUGCUGCUGUCGGGAAGGUGCUUCUUCGCAUUGGCGAAUACUUCCAGACGCAAGACGACUACUUGGACUGUUACGGUGACGUGUCUGUAACGGGAAAGGUCGGUACUGACAUUCAAGACGGGAAAUGCACUUGGCUGCUGGUCAAGGCGCUAGAGAUUGCUGACCAGGCUCAAAAACAGAUCCUCGAGGAGAAUUAUGGACAGAAAUCGACCGAGUGCGUCGGGAAAGUGAAGCAAGUGUACGAAGAAUUGAAUAUUCAAGACGCGUUCAAGUCGUACGAGGAGCGGACGUUGAACGAGCUGAGGAACUCGAUUUGUUCCUUUGACGCGGGGGAAACGGUUUCUAUGCUCUUGCGUUCCAUUUUGAAUUUGAUCAAGCGAAGGGAUUGUUGA
Messenger RNA from Notodromas monacha, 972 nucleotides. NCBI's taxonomy places the organism in Eukaryota, Metazoa, Arthropoda, Ostracoda, Podocopida, Cyprididae. The record is from the annotation of a GenBank genome assembly.